CAUCUCCGAAAGCCUAUAACGGUGUUCCCAAUCAAAGACAGCCAACUUUACUAAUACUUCCCGAACCUUGGUCGGUAUGUGCGACAGAUAGUUGCGUUUACGAGCAGGUUCUUAAAGAAAGUUUGCUGUUGACUGCUUUGCUACGUUGUAGUUAUAAACGUAUGUAGCUAUUCCCUCGCAUAACAGCUUGGCAUUGGAGAGCUUUCCUGGAGUGGCAUCGUCAGUCGGACAACUCUUGGACUCGCCACCGACCUUGCCAAGGCAAUAGAAAGCUCCUGAAGGCAUCGCUAGCACGUUGCCCGGAGUCUACUGCCAUACCGUCUGUCGAAUUCCCAGGAAUGGCGCUAGCAAUGCAAGGACCUUCCCGCGAAAGGCCGCUUGAGGAGGUGUUCGCAUGUGUGCUUCCAAGUUUGCCAUACGCGGACCGCGCCACGCUUCGCAGCGUGUGUACACCCCUUCGCAAUUUAACGAACGGCGCGUGCUCACAGUUGACGCUUACAACACCAGCGUUUCAUAACUUGGCAACGUUGCAGCUCUUGAAACGCUUUCCGCGCGUCAAUUCUGUGGAGUUGAUGCUUAGCAAUCCGCAGGAGGCAAAGGCGACAACGAUGUUCCUCUUGACAUCCCAGCCUGACCAGGCCGCACAGCUCGCGCGACUAACGUUAGGCGAGAAUCGUAUCGCUGCGCAACAGUAUCACCAACAGCAAUCACAGGGCGGCGGCUAUGGUGGUGGCUACGGUCAGCCUGAGUCGCGUUUCCAGCAAUAUGGCUACAGCAGUGGCGCUAAGACAAGUCCUCAAACUUUCGACUUCACGGAGCCCAUACUGGCGUCUGUAUGCAGCUGCUUGCGUUUAAAGGCCAUAAGCAUCGACAAAAACGCGUUGCUUGAGACGGAGGCAGCGGCGCUUGCACGUCUGACCGGCCUCCAGGAGUUGCGUCUGGCCACCAACUCCUCCGCACAGCCCCUGCGGCGCCCGCUGCUGCAGCUCAUGCUCAAUAGCAUGACACGGCUGCGGGUGCUAAAGCUGUCGUACAUCCGAGACACCACAGCGGACAUGGUCCUCAGCCUGCCGCGCCUGACCCACCUCACCAAGCUCUCCUUCCAGUACGCCAACUGGGGCGAGUCUGGCGCCGGUGAACGCGUCAUGGCCGCGCUCGCAAAGCAUCAAAAGCAGCUCGCGGAUCUGCAGUUGUACGAAUGCUGCGUGAACGACGACAUGCUGCGUCUCAUCAUGGGCAUUACCUCCCUGCGUCGGCUGCACAUUCAAGACGAGGACGCUGCUGAGGAGAGCUGCCCCACGAACAAGGGCUUGGCCCGCAUCACCCAGCUGCGGCGACUGGAGCAGCUGGAGCUGUUUGGCGAGGAGCUGCAGUUGGAUGGAGAGCUGCUGGGGCGGCUGGCGCAGCUGCCGGCUCUGCGGCACCUGGCCAUGGCGGGGCUGGACUCGCUGCAGGCGGAUGACGUGGACUCGCCCGCGGCGUUUGAGGCGAUGAAGGAUUUGGAUGCGGAUGUGGAGGGGAUGGAGCUGUCGAGCAGCAUGGGUGACGAGGAGACUGAGGAGGACAGCUUCAGUGUGUCGGUGGGUGGUGGCGACGAGGCGACGUCUCGACCUCAGCCCUCCCAUCCUUCCCCUCAUGGCGGCCGCAGCAAUGCAGCAGCCCCGCGGGAUGGCAGCAGCAUGGCGGCCGCGUCGUGCCCCGAUUUAGGUCGCGGGCAGCAGUCGCGGCCCUCGCACCAACGACCGCAGGCCAGCGCUGGCGAAGGCAGCGCAGUAGCUGGUGGCGCACUCAAGCCCCAGCUUGAAGGGUGUUCCCAUGUGGGUCACCAGCAGCAGCGCUUUGGUCAGCAUACACCGGGUUGGAAGGCACCUCGCGCGCUCACACUUACGACGCAACCGGCCCCGACAGCCGCUGCUGCUGGUGGCGCCCCGGUUGCUCCCUCGCCUGCGCCGCUACAGGUCCUUCGGCGCCUGCAAACACUCCGCCUGUACGGACCCAGUAGCCUUUGCAUGCUACCUCCGCCGCUGGCACUGCUGCUGCCUCAGCCGCAGCUGCGGCACCUGAAGCUUUCCGCCUGCGCCUCGCAUGCAAACCUGCGCGCGUUGUCGCAGCAGUCCGGUCUGCACAAGCUCAUCGUGUCUCACACCAGUGUCCCGCAGCUCUACCCGCCUCCCGGCACAGCCGUACCCGCUCUGGAACCAUCCUCGGCAGCAGCAGCGGGCCCCGGUGCUGCCGCUGCCACCCUGCCGCCACCGGGCGCCAGCAUCCUGGGCUUUCACUCGGAGGUGGUGGUGGGCUUAGCCUCGCUGCAUGUGCUGCGGAUCAAGGACUUGCCGGGCCUUAUGGACUGCCACCUGUGUGACCUGGCGUUGGCGCUGUCCAGGCUGCCGAACCUGACAGAGCUGAAGCUGCGGGCUCUGGGGAUGGUUUCGGAUGGCGGCGUGGCGGCGCUUGCGAGCGUUACGAAGCUGCGCCGGCUGAAGCUGUACGAGCUAGGCGACGGAGUGACUGAGGCGGGUGUGGCGCACCUGGCCGCCUGCCUGCCGCUACUUGAGGAGCUCAAGGUGAAGGACUGCAGGCGGGUGGGGCCCUCGUUGCGCGGCACCCUCAUGGCAUUCCGCUCGGCGGCGGCAACCGCAGCAGCGCAGCAGCAGCAGCCGUCACUGCAGCAGCAACAGCAGCCGGCGAUACCGAUUGUGCGACAUGGCCAGAAGGAGUGUGAAGGAGGUCGCAAGCCACCUGCUUGAGAAGGGAGAUGCCUAUAGCUGCAGCAGUUGAAGCAGGUGUAGUAGGUCUGCGUAGUAGUUUUAGUGGGUCUGUGUGUAUUGCUGUUUGCUGUGGGCGACUUGUGCCCUUCUCAUGGGGUAUUGGCAUUGGCAUGCUGCGGGCGUGGGUGUUCUAAAAACGUAGGUGUGGGUUAGGAGCAUGGUUGCACCGAGCUUCAUCCGAUGAAUAGGCGAUAGGCUCCGCGUAGGGAUGGCGGUAAGGCCUGAUUUUCCCGACGCCUGGCCGCGUUGUGGCGACAUUGGGGGAUAGCAUGCAUAUACGGGCACACGCUUUUGUGUAGCUGAGAGGGAUGGUCGCUGUGCGCUGGGAGUGGAAAACAGGGUAGGUUAUUGGGCAAGCCAACGCAACGCAUUUAGAGUAAGAAACUAAUAAUCGAUAUUUAUACUGGUAUCCAAAAGCAGUGAACGCACUUGUUUUCCGUUUUCCAACAGUUUGUGGUAAUGUGGGGAUUUGCAGCAGCUAAUUUCCUUCAUGCAUGGGGGUUGUGGCAGCUUCAGUUCUCAGGGCGCAUGUGGGAAGGGCGACGCUGUUACGGGCGGUACGAUGUAGGAAGCGAUGAAAGCGGACCGCCCCUCAUUUGGGGCCUGUACCCCCGACAUGCAUGCAGCGUAAUUGCGCAAAGGAGAGGCCCCUUGCUUUCGACGUGACGUGGGGCCGCCCUCAGUGGCGUAACAGUUAGCCAUGUUACAACAUGUUUGCGACUGUAUUACGGUGGGUAGGAAGGUUCACAAGUUCAAGAAUUCAUACCGGUAUUGUUUUUUCUCUAUCGUUUGGCGUUCCUGGAGGCGACUCCCUGGGUGUUGAAUCAGCUGGGUGUGUACGUAUCGUUUGUUUCGGGAUGUGCCUUCCAGACGUUACACGGACUUCACCUUCCCCCUAUUGCUUGAGGAGCAAUGCUGCUACCAUACUGGGACGUUUGCGUGGUAUCUCCUUGUUUGAAUGCAGUGCGACGUGCCAGGCUUGGGUGUUUCUUUCAUAGGGGUUAAGAUAUGGCUGAGACUUUGCAAAGGACGUCUGGUUGUCCGUCAGUGGUUAUGGUAUAAUAUGUGGUGUAACCAAACCUGUUAUCGUUACUUGCUUAUUGCCUGAGUUCUGAUGUCUACAUAGCUAUUCUUGCUAGCUAUGCUUCAAUACCCUCUUCACGUAGUAUGUUGCUGGACGCUGUUUCGCCUCCGUGCUUCGUAGUCAGUAUGAGGACGCUGUAACCGUGAUAUCUAUCCUUGUCAUGUUUCAGCGCCCCAUUGCGAAUUACGGCGAAGGACAGAAAACGUUUGCUGGG
This is a messenger RNA of Astrephomene gubernaculifera, 4066 nucleotides long. The record is from the annotation of a GenBank genome assembly. Lineage: Eukaryota; Viridiplantae; Chlorophyta; Chlorophyceae; Chlamydomonadales; Astrephomenaceae.